Penicillium oxalicum is the source of this 1209-nucleotide messenger RNA. RefSeq names its product NADH:flavin oxidoreductase/NADH oxidase. The record is from RefSeq and is a predicted model, not a curated record. Lineage: Eukaryota; Fungi; Ascomycota; Eurotiomycetes; Eurotiales; Aspergillaceae. Bases 1 to 1209 code for a protein of 402 amino acids. Gene Ontology annotation, cellular component: intracellular anatomical structure. The transcript has 3 exons. Gene Ontology annotation, molecular function: NADP binding; FMN binding; NADPH dehydrogenase activity.
AUGACUCAAGAUAUCGAAAACAAGGCCGCCCAAGGCAUCUCCUACUACACCCCCGCGCAGGUACCACCUGCGGGAUCCGCGGCCAUUCCUCAGUCGGACGGGUCACAACCUCCCAAGCUUUUCCAACCCCUCAAGAUUCGAGGAUUGACCUUCCAGAACCGCAUCGGCCUCUCUCCCCUCUGCCAAUAUAGCGCCGACGAUGGACACAUGACGGACUGGCAUAUGGCCCAUCUGGGCGGAAUCGCAUCGCGUGGCCCCGGCUUUGUCAUGGUCGAGGCGACGGCCGUCCAGCCCGAGGGCCGCAUUACCCCUCAAGAUCACGGUCUCUGGAAGGACUCGCAGAUCGAGCCUCUCCGCCGGGUCGUGGAGUUUGUGCACAGCCAGAGCCAGAUCAUCGGUAUCCAGCUGGCCCACGCUGGCCGCAAGGCCAGCACGGUCGCCCCCUGGCUCAGCAUGGCAGCAACCGCCACGGAAAAGGUGGGCGGUUGGCCCAACAAUGUCAAGGGUCCCUCCAACACUCCCUUCCAGGACAGCUUCCCCACGCCCCAGGCCAUGACCACCGCCGAUAUUGAGCAAUUCAAGAAGGACUGGGUUGCGGCUGUCAAGCGCGCUGUCCAGGCUGGUGUGGACUUUGUCGAGAUUCACAAUGCCCACGGCUAUCUGCUCAUGAGCUUCCUGUCCCCCGCCACCAACGACCGCACCGAUGAGUACGGCGGCAGCUUCGAGAACCGCAUUCGUCUGUCUCUGGAGAUUGCCCAGUUGACCCGUGAGAAUGUGCCCAAGGACAUGCCCGUCCUGCUGCGCGUCUCGGCGACCGACUGGCUCGAGGAGGAUCUGCCCGACCAGCCCAGCUGGCGUGUGCAGGAUACCGUCCGCUUCGCCCAGGCGCUCGCCGACAGUGGCAACGUCGACUUCCUGGACAUCAGCAGUGGUGGCGCCCUUUGCGGUGAGGUGAAGAAGGCUGUUGGCGACAAGCUGGCGGUCGGCACGGUCGGCAUGAUUGGUGACGCCCACCUGGCCAACCGCUUGUUGGAGGAAGACAACCUCGACUUCGUCUUGGUUGGUCGUGGCUUCCAGAAAAACCCGGGUUUGGUCUGGACGUGGGCCGAGGAACUCAAUGUGGAGAUCUCCAUGGCGAACCAAAUCCGUUGGGGCUUUGGUUCCCGGGGUGGUGGUCCAUACUUGAAGAAGCGACAGGAGAAGAUCUAG